Messenger RNA from Lycium barbarum (goji berry), 2040 nucleotides. RefSeq lists its product as uncharacterized. The record is from RefSeq and is a predicted model, not a curated record. The transcript has 2 exons. The coding region runs from base 630 to 1907 and encodes 425 amino acids. NCBI's taxonomy places the organism in Eukaryota, Viridiplantae, Streptophyta, Magnoliopsida, Solanales, Solanaceae.
UUCUUUUCCUUGUAGAAUAGGGAUUUUAUUUUCCUUGUUUUUAGUUAUUUCCUUUCUAGAGUAGAAUAUGGAUUUGUAGUCAUAAAAGAAGAGAACCUAGGCCUAUAUAAAGGGUUCUCAUGACUUGUAAAUAUACUAUUCACGUUUUGAGCAGAAACCUAAAUUUUGCAAUAGAGUUAUUUUCUCUAUUUGGUGUUCUUUAUCCUUGUUUUUGGUUCCAAGCAAGGUGGUGAUAGUCUUUAUCUUGUUUUCAAUAGCGUGUGGUGUUUCUUUAUCACGUUAAUUGAUUUCAAGUGGUGACUUAGGAACUUUAUUUGUUUUGAUCAUUCAAGAACGCGGUUCUUGAUUAAAAUUCGUUCUAGUUCAUACCCAAAACCUUAAUUUUCUUUCCAUCGUGCCGGCCUCAAUACUUACUUGAUUUAAACGAUUCAAUAGUUAUUUUUAUAGUUCAGAUUGUCAUCUUUCACAUAGCUUUUGAAUCACUUUAAUCCAACGCCUAUAACUUGAGAUACGCCCGUUUCUUGAAUCUGCCCAUCAAAUCGCUUCAAGAACAAGAUCCUGGUCGAUUGGUUCUUUGUUAACUCGAAGAAUCACAUCAAUUUGGUAUCAGAGCACAGUUGAGUAAUUUCAUGGAUUAUAUGCAAGAAAGAAGAGGACGUUGGGUUCAAGAAGAUGAAAAGAAAAGGGAAUCUCUUUUCCGCACUAGAUGUACCUCACAUGGUAAGGUAUGUUCGGUGAUCAUUGAUAAUGAGAGUCAUAUUAAUGUUGUUUCUGAAGAGAUGGUUUCUAAACUUGGCUUGUCAACCAAGCAUCAUCCAUAUCCUUACAGCAUAGAAUUUGAGAAUGGUGAUGGCAUAGAGGUAACUCGUCAAUGCCUAGUUUCUUUUUCUAUUGGCAAAAUAUAUAACGAUCUUGUUUGGUGUGAUGUAACAAAGAUGGAUGCUUGCCACUUAUUACUUGGAAGACCAUGGGUGUAUGAUAGGGGUGCUAAGUAUGAUGUAUACCGUAAUAACUAUUCUUUUACAAAGGAUGGGCAAAAAAUCAAUUUGGUUCCCUUGAAUCCAGAAGAUAUUGCUAAAAAAUCCAAGUGCGUUGAUGAUUCUUUUGUGACCAAAUUACAAAUCAUUGGUCCCAUCAAUGUGGAACAGCAAACGGAGGAGAAGAAAGAAUUAGAUCCACAAGUUGAGGAUUUACCUCCAAAGUUUGAUGAGGAUCCAUUGGAGCAUCCAACUAUUUGUGAGAUUGACUUUCCAUCUUUAAGUGAUUUCAAAAAGAAUCCAGAUUUUGUUUCCUACUCCACACCAACUAAUGCAGUGUAUUGCAUAGGACCAAUAGUGUAUGAAUAUUUGAAAGAGAAAGAGAAUGAGUUGCUGAAAAAUGAGUCCAUGAACGAGAGUUUAAUUUAUGAUCUAGUUCGAGCAAGAUUUAUUCCUCAAAAGGUUGAAUCUUUGCAAGAAAGUGUAGAUUUAAUAUCUCUUAAUUUCAUUGAGGUUAGUGGCUAUAAUCAUGUCAAAUAUGAGAGCAUCAAAAUCAUCAAGGAGCUCAUAAGAAGACAUGAUUUAUUCUCUAACCCUGAUCCAAAGGUUCAUGAAUUUGAUUUAUUUAAAGGUUUUUGUGGCACUAACUCAGAUUUUGCAUGCAAAUACCACAUCGACACGGAAGUGUUCAAGAUUUAUGAAGAUCAAAAGGAAAUAAGUUAUGAUCAUGGUUUACACAUUGAAGAUCAGUUUAAGAUGAUAUGUUUGAGAAAUCAUGGUAUAAAGUUACCACUAAGAAAGUGGGAUUUAGUUCGGCCAUAUGCAAAGUUUUCUUUGAACAUGAUGAAGCUCUAUGAAAAGUUAGAAAAAUGCAACUUAGAGCCUGGUAAGUAUGGGUUGUUCCCAAUUUUUUUUUUUUUUUGGGGCUAAUCUUUCACCGUUUAUGGAGCCUUUAGACUCGAGGACGAGUCUUUCUCAACAAGGGGAGAAUGAUGAAAGAUGAAGAAGAUCAAGAAAUCCAAGAAAAUCAAGAAACACAAGAUUGAAAUUCAAGAAAAAGAAA